GAAGUAAAGUGGAACCCCAGAUUGGAGACUUAGUGAAAAGGAUCAAGACCCUAAUUGAAGAGAAAAGAGUGAACAACGAGGAACUGAAGAAGUUGCAGGCACGGCGAGGAGAAAUGGAGAAGGAACUCGAUGAGUUAAAUCAGGAGAUCUUUUAUCUGGAGGGUGACUGUAACACUAAGGAAGCAAAUUUGAAGAGGCUGCAUUUCCAGUAUGAUCAGAGUAAAGCUCAGACUGAGAGACAGCUGGAUGUGAGCCGAGAGAGCAAACAAAGAAUUGAGGCGCUAGCUGCCCAGAUUGAGGAAGAGAAGCUGAAGAGGAAGAGAGAAAGGAACGCAUUUGAGCAGCAACUUGAGGAACUCAUCAGCAAGCACAAGUGGAUGGCUGAAUUUUACCAGACUCCGGCCAGGCUUGAACAGGAGAUGCGGAACAUUGAAAACUCCAAGCAGCAGCUCCUGAGCGAAGAGCGCACAAUGCUGGAGAAGCUGGGCACCCUGGACAAGGAACUGGACUCUCUCCGGCAACGGGGAGCUGCUUCUGAAGAGGCCGUCUUCCUGCACAGCAAAGAGGCAAAGUUUACCCACCAACUGUUUGAGGAAGAGAACAAAGCGGUGAAAAGUUUGUUCAGAGAGGUUUCGGAGUGUUCCUCAGAUCUUCGGCAGAUACCAAAGCUGAGCAGGUGAGGUAAAAGGAACCCAGUGCUUGGAUCUGUGACCAAACUGGGAUGUUUGUUCUCAUCUUUAGCAGAAUGUGCAAUCUCUCAGUGGUGAUUUAUAGA
This is a messenger RNA of Chiloscyllium plagiosum (whitespotted bambooshark), 775 nucleotides long. NCBI's taxonomy places the organism in Eukaryota, Metazoa, Chordata, Chondrichthyes, Orectolobiformes, Hemiscylliidae. The record is from RefSeq and is a predicted model, not a curated record.